AUGGGCGUGGCCAGGAGUCCUGAGGGCGUGACCGGUACUCUCGGGGGCGUGACCGAAGCCACACCGGGGCGUGGCCUGGACGUCUGGGGGCGUGACCAGGAUGCGAUCGGGGCGUGGCCAGGGCGUUACCGGGACUCUGUGAGGCGUGGCCGGGACGUGGCCGUGCGGCGGAAGUGGCGCCAGGAUUCAAAGCUGCGCUGGCGGCGGAAGUGGCGGUUGGGCCGGGCCCGCGGCGGUGCCGGGAUGGUGCUGCCCUCGAAGGGGCCGGGGCAGCCCCUGCGGUGCCGGUGGCGGGCGCUGGCCGAGAGGAACCAGAGCGUGGCCGCCGUGGGCGCCUGGGUGGAGAGCGCGCCCGGGCAGCAGAGCCCGGCCUUUGCCUCAGCAUCCCGGGUGGAGGAGCAGCUGAAGGAGCAGCAGCAGCAGAAGGCAGCCAGCCUGAGGAGGUUCCAGGGCGAGGUGAGGCAGCGCGUGAACCGGCAGGCCAGGCUGCGCCGCAGGCUGGAGCUGCAGAAGGCCUACGAAGCUGUGGAGAGGGAGAACAGUGCUGCUGUGCAGUACUCAGCCCCCUGGAAGAACACGUGCCUGUUCCAGAGCCUCCCUGCUGCCAUCAUCUGUGCACCCAGUGGCUGUGACCCAGCCCAGCCAGAAGGGGAGCACGGGGAGCCGUUCCAGCAGCAAGCUGCCGAGCUGAGCAGGGCAGUGCAGCAGGUGCGGCGCAGGCUGGCGUCCCGCAGGAUCCUGUCCCACGCGUCCCACGGAGCCUGGAGGCAGCAGGAUCCAGAGCCUUGCCCAGCACCUGCAGUGCCCAUGGAGGAGAGUGAGGAGCUGCUGCUGGCAGGACACCACGAUCUGCCUGCUGAGCUGCUGGAGCAGGGCACAGCUGCACGUGCCACUGGGCAGGAUGAUGGCUUCUACAUCAAAAUUGAGUUUAAAAAAGUCUGUGGUGGCACAGUGAAGGACUCGAGCCCUCCUGGGAGGCCACCCAGUGAAUGCCAACCUCCCCUCAAGCUCUGGGCUGGUGUGGAGCAAGAGGAAAGCAGGAAGCAGCGGCAGAGCGAGUUCCUGCGGUGCCGGCGCCUCUGCAUGGCCCUGGAGCGCGAGCGAGUGCGGCAGCGCCAGCGGCAGCAGGACCGGCAGCACAGAGUGGCCCAGAUUAAGAGGCAGAAGGAGAAUGAGCGGCGGGCAGAGGAGCAGAGGAUGAGAGACGUGGCUGAGCAGAGAGAGCCCUCCCCAGGAGAGGGAACCUGGGCAGCCCUGGCCCAGCUGCAGCUGGAGGAGAGGAGAGUGAGGGACAGACAGCAGCGGGAUAAGGAGCACGUGAGGUAUCUUGAAGCUCUGAGAGCCCAGAUGAAGGAGAAAGUCAAACUCUGUAACAUUGACUUGCCCCCACUGUGUUCCUGUGGGUCUGAUUUUUGGGAUUCCCACCCGGAUACCUGUGCCAAUAACUGCGUCUUCUACAAAAAUCACAAAGCCUACAGCCAGGUGCUGCACUCGGUGAUCUCCUCCUGUGGCCCUGCAGCCACGCGCUCUCUGCAGGACCUGGCUGCUCUCUGUGCCCGCUCGGGGAGGCGCCUGUGACCCAGAGCAGGGAGCGGGGCUGUGCCUGUGCCUGUGCCUGGGCCGUGUCCUGCCUGCCCUCCACGCCAGCUGCCAGGACGGCGUCACCUUUGCUCUCCCAGGCUGUGCUGAGCCUCUCCCACUGUGCCCCAGGGGUGCAGCUGGCCGGGGCGAUGGUCGAUGGUCGAGGUGAAGGAAGCAAUUGCUCUGUGGGGUUGGUUUAUGGCAGGCACUUGCAUUCCAGUAGCUGACUAUUGACUGCACAUCCUUAUCGACUAAUCGUUAUUGUGGAAUAAACUACUUUCAAGGA
This is a messenger RNA of Zonotrichia leucophrys gambelii, 1867 nucleotides long. RefSeq names its product coiled-coil domain containing 15 (gene CCDC15). The transcript has 11 exons. Lineage: Eukaryota; Metazoa; Chordata; Aves; Passeriformes; Passerellidae. The record is from RefSeq and is a predicted model, not a curated record. Bases 1 to 1578 code for a protein of 525 amino acids. Gene Ontology annotation, cellular component: centrosome.